GCGCAAAGUAUCUUUUCCUCGCUUCUGGUCGCUCGCUUAUAAGUUAAAACUAUCUUUCCUCUUUCUUUUACUCGCCACUUCAUAUAGGAGAAGGAAAACCGGAAAACCUUUAGAAAAUUCCAGCCUCCGUUUCGGUAUCCUCCCCUUGGCCAAGCGAUUUCCUCCGUCUCGCCUCGUGCAAUCGAUAUUUGGACGUGUGUGGUGAUUUUAAGAUUGUUCCAGAUAUUUGCUAAAUUUUUUUUAGCAAGUGGAACAACCUCGAAAAAGUUCAAGGGCAAAUUGAAUACUUCGGUUUCUUACCAGUUCUUACAAGUUGAGUAAAAUUGAUUCUGUUGGUGCCUGAGAUCGAUUUCGUUUUUGGCCACCAACUUGAUCCGUCUAUUAGGUUUCGUUGGGUUCUCUUGAUAAUCUGGCUGGUGAAUCAAAGACUAUACUAGUGAUCUGUGAUCUGAUUCUUGGUAGGUAAGUUCCGGAUUUUGACUUUGGUUUGGUUGCGUUGUGAGGUUUGAGAAAAGGCAAACAGAGUAGGGGCAUCGAAUGUCUGCCUCUCUAGAGAAGUGGACCGAUGGACUGCAGUUCUCGUCCCUGUUCUGGCCUCCACCUCAUGAUGAACAGCAAAGGAAGGAACAAGUUGCAGCCUAUGUUGAAUAUUUUGCCCAGUUCACCUCUGAGGAAUUUCCAGAAGAUAUAGGCCAGCUAAUUGAAAGUCAUUAUCCUUCGAAAAAUGAGCAACUUUUGGAUGAAGUUUUGGCUACAUUUGUUUUGCACCAUCCCGAACAUGGCCAUGCUGUUAUUCAUCCUAUUCUUUCACUUAUAAUUGAUGGGACACUAGUGUACAACAGGAAUGCUUCUCCAUUUUUAUCCUUCAUCAAUCUAUUCAGCCAUAACUCUGAGAAAGAAUAUUCAGAACAGUGGGCUUUAGCAUGUGGAGAAAUUUUGCGGGUUUUGACCCACUACAAUAGGCCAAUUCACAAGGUUGAGAACUGUAAUUCACAAAUUGAAAGGAGCAACAGUGGCAACCAUGCAACUACAAGCAAGAUAAGCAAGACAGAAGCCAAUCAUACUCUACAACAGGAAGAUAGGAAACAAUUGCGUCCAUUAUCAGCUUGGAUUACAGAUAUUUUGCUUGCUGCACCAUUGGGAAUUAGAAGUGAUUAUUUUAGAUGGUGUGCUGGGAUCAUGGGAAAAUAUGCUGCAGGUGGUGACUUGAAGCCUCCGACAACAGCUUGUUCUCGUGGAGCUGGAAAGCAUCCUCAACUUAUGCCAUCCACUCCUAGAUGGGCGGUUGCCAAUGGAGCUGGAGUUAUACUGAGUGUUUGUGAUGAGGAAGUAGCUCGUUAUGAGACUGCAAAUUUGACAGCUGCUGCUGUUCCUGCACUUUUGCUUCCUCCCCCUAAAAAUGCCUUGGAUGAACAUCUUGUUGCCACACUACCUGCUCUUGAGCCUUAUGCUCGGUUGUUUCAUAGGUACUAUGCCAUUGCUACACCUAGUGCGACUCAAAGGCUGCUGCUCGGACUUCUUGAAGCUCCACCAUCAUGGGCACCUGAUGCACUUGAUGCUGCAGUACAACUAGUUGAACUCCUGAGGGCAGCUGAGGAGUAUGCAUCUGGCGUGAGGCUUCCAAGAAACUGGAUGCAUUUGCACUUCCUACGUGCAAUCGGCAUAGCAAUGUCCAUGAAAGUUGGCAUAGCUGCAGAUGCAGCAGCUGCUUUGCUUUUCCGCAUAUUUUCUCAGCCUGCAUUACUCUUUCCCCCACUGAGACAUGCUGAUGGAAUCAAAUUCCAGAAUGAACUUUUCGAUGUUUAUAAGAGCCAGGUAGUGGAUACUAUUUCCGUGUCUACGAUUGAGGCAACUGCUCAAGGAAUUGCAUCAAUGUUAUGCACACAUGGCCCUGAUGUUGAAUGGCGAAUCUGUACUAUUUGGGAAGCUGCCUAUGGCUUACUUCCACUGAGUUCCUCAGUUGUUGAUUUACCUGAAAUAGUAGUUGCAACCCCUUUGCAACCACCUCCUCUGUCAUGGAAUUUGUUUUUGCCAUUAAUCAAUGUCUUAGAGUAUCUUCCUCGAGGAAGUCCAUCUGAAGCAUGCCUUGUGAGAAUCUUUGUGGCCACUGUGGAGGCAGUGCUCCAGAGAACCUUUCCGCAAGAAAAUUCUGAGAAAUCCAAAAAAGCAAGAGCUCAUAGCAGUAUCUGGUCUGCCACUAAGAACUUAGUUGUCGCUGAACUUCACACAAUGAUACAUUCUCUCUUUCUGGAAUCUUGUGCAUCAAUGGAACUUGCUUCACGCUUGUUAUUUGUCAUGCUAACUGUUUGUGUAAGUCAUGACGCUUUGCCUAAUGGGAGCAAAAGACCAACAGGCUAUGGUGGAGAUUUAGCAGAUGAGAUUGAGGAGCCACAAACACUAAAUGGAAAAGCAUCUACAAGAAAUAAGAAUGGAAGAAAAAAGGGGCCAGUUGCAACAUUUGAUUCUUAUGUUCUAGCAGCUGUUUGUGCAUUGGCUUAUGAACUUCAGUUGUUUCCCUUGAUUUCAAAAAAUCAUCCAUGCUCUGAAUCUCAAGAUUCCACAAGAAUGGCAAAAGUUGCUAAGACCAAUAGAGCUUCACAUGAGUUUGAUAAGAGUAUUGCCUCUGCUGUAUGUCACACACGUCGAAUACUUUAUAUUCUUGAAGCUCUUUUCUCUUUGAAGCCUUCAUCUAUUGGUACAUCAUGGAGCUACAGUUCGAAUGAGAUAAUAGCUGCUGCUAUGGUUGCUGCUCAUGUUGCUGAAUUAUUUGGAAGGUCAAAGGCUUGCAUGAAUGCAUUGUCUGUUCUGAUGAGAUGCAAGUGGGAUGCAGAAAUUUCUACCAGGGCAUCCUCUCUUUAUCAGCUCAUCGACAUGCAUGGUAAAAUUGUUGCCUCUAUUGUUCACAAGGCUGAGCCCCUUGAAGCACAAUUGAUAUGGAAGGAUGAUAAAGCUUCUUCUAGUGGAAGGAAAAGCAGUAGAAAUGAUAAUAAGCACAGUUCAAGCCCAGAAUCUUGCACCAAUGCGUUAGAAACUUUCUCCAGGCUUGAAGAUGUAACUUCAAAAGAUGAUUCUGUGGUAUGGUCAUCACAAAAAAAUAUCACAGUCUUGGAUGCUCCAGCUUUGGCAACUUUUCUUACACUGGAUAGGAAUGUUGGUAACAACUUGAGUGCACAAGCUUUUCUAAGGUCUGUGCUUGCAGAGAAACAGGAACUAUGUUUCUCUGUUGUUUCGUUGUUGUGGCACAAAUUAAUUGCAGCUCCUGAAACAAAAAUGGAUGCAGAAAGUACAUCUGCUCAGCAAGGUUGGAGGCAGGUGGUUGAUGCAAUAUGUGAUGUUGUCUCAGCCUCACCGGUCAAAGCAGUAACAGCAAUUGUUCUACAGGCUGAAAAGGAUUUGCAGCCUUGGAUUGCAAGAGAUGAUGAACGUGGACAGAGAAUGUGGAGAAUCAACCAGCGAAUUACCAAAUUGAUUGUAGAACUUAUGAGGAAUCAUGACAGACCCGAGGCAUUGAUGAUUCUAGCAGGGGCCUCAGAUAUUCUGUUACGUGCCACAGAUGGAAUGCUGAUUGACGGAGAAGCAUGCACCUUGCCACAAUUGGAGCUCCUGGAAGUAACAGCAAGAGCAGUUGGACUUGUCACCCUACGAGGGGAGUCAGGCCUUACAGUUGCAGAUGGCCUCGCAAAUCUGUUGAAGUCUCGCUUGCCGACCACAAUCUGCUGCCUUUCACACCCAAGCGCCCUUGUACGAGCUCUGAGUACAUCAGUUCUUCGGGAUAUCCUCCAAAUCAGCAAAAUCAAUCCGAGCGAUUGUAUUCAUGAAGACAGACAAGGUUUCUCUGACUCAACUUACCGGUGCUUGAAUCUAGGAACUGUUAACUGGUUUGCGGACAUCGAGAAAUGCUUGAAAUGGGAGGCUCAUAGCAGGCUUGCAACUGGUUUGACUCUGGCUUUCCUUCACUCGGCUGCCAACGAAUUAGGCUGCCCUAUUUCGUGUUGAGGACAUAUUAGUCUCCAUAAUCGUUCAGUCUCUAACACAGUUGCUAAUGGAUGAAACAUUUAUUUUAUCAUCCGAGUGGUUCUUUCCUCAGAUUAUUCGGUGUUACUUUGGUUCAGAGAGCAGCAAUCUUUUUUGUUUCAGAUAAGAAAACACUGUAUGAUUUGAGUCACUAGAGAUUAUUGCAUUGUUUA
Zingiber officinale is the source of this 4187-nucleotide messenger RNA. Its product is annotated as protein GIGANTEA-like. The transcript is spliced from 15 exons. Gene Ontology annotation, biological process: regulation of long-day photoperiodism, flowering; response to stress; regulation of circadian rhythm. Gene Ontology annotation, cellular component: nucleus. The record is from RefSeq and is a predicted model, not a curated record. Bases 538 to 3996 code for a protein of 1152 amino acids. Lineage: Eukaryota; Viridiplantae; Streptophyta; Magnoliopsida; Zingiberales; Zingiberaceae.